CUAGCUGCCUUCAAUCAAGCAUGCGCUUUUACAAGAAAAAGUUUUUGAUACAUUCAGUAUAAUUUCUUAAAUUUGUCAUUAUACAAAAUAAAUUAAAUGCACGGUAUCAGAAUCAGACACAAAAAGGUUAUAACACAAUAACAACAGUGCUUACAAAGAUUCGCAAUGUCUACACGAAGAGCUAGAAUAAAAGCUGUAGCUUCACUACCGGUGAGGAGAAAAAAUGCGGAUAGCCAAGUUAAAGAUGAAAAGCCUGUUAAAAGUCCAAAAACACCACGACCACAGGCUUUACUAGAUGAAGCUGCUAAAAUAAAAACUCCCGUGAAUAAAAUUGCUUCGCCUGUGCAACAGCCGCAAGAACAAUCUAAAAGAGAUACUCCAAAACCUGCAGAGCCCAUUCUAUCACCGCCUCCUAAAAGCUUACCAACGCCAGAUGUUAUAAGAACUCCGAAACGCAGUGAAAAAGUGCCUGUUAUCACCUCAAUAUCACGACAGAGUUCAAACACGUUUGCCUCACCAUUGAGAUGGAGCAGCCCUGCUAGAAAAGCUGUGCCAUCACCAGUCAGGAACUCUCCGCAACCCAGAAUAUCUUCAAUAAUUACCGAGGUCAUAUUUGAGAGACUUGAUUCUCCAAACAGUGUUCAAAGCAAUCCGGAUACUACAGAAAAACAAAAGAAUGUGGUUCCUAAUGCAUUGGAAAAAGUGGUUCAUAAGAAUGUUAUACAGAAGCUUGAAACUACAGAAGAUUACAACCCACCUAGCAUUCCCGAGAGCAUCACAGACGAUACAGGCAUGGAUGGUAUCAUUCCCCUGCAGCCAACCCGCAGUGCACCCAAACCUCUAGAUUUGCUGAAGAAUGAGAUCAUAUCAGAGAAUGCUCAAGUGCUAUUUGAUCCUAUAGUUCCACUGCCAUCUCCAAGCAAAGUGCGUCCUAAGCUUCGACCUGCGCCCAGACUUGCACCUCAUCGGAGGAAUAGUGUACAAGGUAGUGCGAGUGAGUCCGAGGACGAGAGUAGACGAGCGCUGCUCAACAGCGGCGCGCCGACGACGGUGCCUACACGACAGCGACAUGACUCCCACACUUCGCAUAGUACCCUGCAUUCCUUACCUAAUAGGGAGGUCAGCCGCGUACGGAAUGAUUCUGUGUGCUCAGGUGUGAGCCAGCUCACCGCGCCGCCGCCCGCAUCGCCGCUUAAAGAGCGCCAUGUUACUAAAUGCCGUCGUCAAGAAAUGUCGCGCCGCAUCGCCGCCAUGCGCAGACGGCGGGACCCGGUCAAGCGAGACGCGCUCACCAUGUACGACCUCAUCUUCUACAACCCCACCACCAACCCCAUUGUCCCAGACCAAGAUGAGCUGAAAGCCAAGGAAGCCAACCAGAAAGACGAAGAAGAGAGGAAGAAAGUGCCCGUCGAAGAAGAUCCGGAUGAUCCAGACGACCCGCCGGCCGACGCCGCGCCAGUACCACAGAUCAAACUGGGACCUAAUGGGGAGAUCAUGUUGGAUGAACAGAGCUUGGUUAUUAAACAAACCGACAGCAACCGCAAGCUAUCAUCAUCAGUGGUCCGCGAGGGCGCGUGGGGCGGCGGCGGCGGGCGCUACUCGCGUGCGGCGCGCACGGCCGACUGGAGCGAGGCCGAGACCGUACGCUUCUAUCGAGCGCUCGCUGCUGUUGGGACGGACUUCACGCUCAUGGCGCCGCUGUUUCCUGACAGGAAUAGGAGAGAUCUUAAGAUAAAAUUCAAAAAAGAAGAAAGACUAAACGGUGCGCAAGUAGACAAAGCAUUGCGCUCGCAAACAGCCUGGGACGCCGUAGGCCUCGAAGACGUGUUCUCACGGGAACGCGAGGCCGCCGCGGCCCGUGCCGAGGCCGAAAGAGAACAACUGCAAGCGGCAAGAAGAGCGCAGCGGGAGCGAACAAGGGCCUUGCAACACAUGCGCGUCAGGAACAGUCGUGGAGCAAGAGCUCUAGAAAUAGUUCCGGAACCCGCAGCUCGCGAGCUCACCACCGCCGACGACUUCAUACAGCACGCGCUCGCCUCAAAACCGCGCAGAAAACGCAAAACACCCGACCCGACCGCCACUCCCAACCAGGACAGCCCGCAGUUAAAAAACACCCCGAAAAUGCCACCUCUCACCAACGUCACCAAAAUAGACCCGCCAACAUCACAAGUACCUCCAAACAUCGAGGCUGGCUCAUUAGUGGUCCUAACAGUCAACGAUCCAAAGUCACCCACAAAGAAGAUGCUACAGACUUACAUCUCCCGAGGCGCGGGCCAGUUAACUCCAGUAGCCUUACCGCCUAAUUUACUUAAUUCUGUCAUGGGCUAUGUGAAGAAAGGAACGCCUAGAAGCAACGUGUCGUCUGCAUCGUCACCCCUGUUGUCGCCUGCAAGUGUUGCCAGUGCGGAUAGUAGGACCAGUGCUAGUAAUGUAACUAGUGUUAUACAAGUGAAUCCGAGCCCUUAUAAGAGACAGAGACACAGUUCUUAUACUAUUACGCAGCUUUAGUAUUAAGUUUUAAUUUGUUUGCUUUUAAAUAUUUAUACCAUUUUGUGUACACGGAAUCGUGAUCAUGUUUUAACUUAUGAGGUCUAUAAAUAUUACAAUUAUGGACAAAUUGCUUGAACCGAAUAUAAGGAAUAUUACAUUAUUAGGAAUAUUUAUUACUAAUGUCCAUUUUACCAUUUUUAAUUGGAUCUAGCUAAGAAAUGAAAUCUUUUUGUAUAAUAUGAAACAGAUGCCUACGCGACAGGAUACGCGAUAAUACGAUGUUUUCAUAUCUAUACUUGCAGCCAGGAACAGAAGUGUUCAAAUCAUUUUGAACACCUAUUCCGCUUUAGCCACUACCGCUGCUGUAUUUGCUGGCACGUCGGUCACCACCCUAUGAAAAUUCAUUUUUAGGGUUCCGUACCCAAAGGGUAAAACGGGACCCUAUUAAUUACUAAGACUCCGAUGUCCGUCUCCGUCCGUGCAUUAUGGUACGGAACCCUCGGUGCGCGAGUCCGACUCGCACUUGCCCGGUUUUAUAGAAGCAGCUGUCAAGUGUUUUUUUUUUAAAAGCUCAUUAUUUUUUUUAGAAAUGCAACAUUUAAGUGUUAAAAAUACAAUAUAAAAAUAUAUUUUUCCAUUAUUUUUAAAUUAAACCCAUCCAAAAGCGAUUUGGAUGAUUUAUGAUGAUUUAUCAUUCGACGCGCCAGGUAUAACAGUAGUUAUGCCUUGUG
Molecule: messenger RNA, 3221 nt
Organism: Cydia splendana
Lineage: Eukaryota; Metazoa; Arthropoda; Insecta; Lepidoptera; Tortricidae
Gene: Bdp1
Exons: 9
Coding region: 166-2508 (780 amino acids)
Biological process (GO): RNA polymerase III preinitiation complex assembly
Cellular component (GO): transcription factor TFIIIB complex
Molecular function (GO): TFIIIC-class transcription factor complex binding
Source: RefSeq, a predicted model, not a curated record